Messenger RNA from Branchiostoma floridae (Florida lancelet), 1996 nucleotides. Its product is annotated as cytochrome P450 4B1-like. The transcript is spliced from 12 exons. The coding region runs from base 108 to 1667 and encodes 519 amino acids. The record is from RefSeq and is a predicted model, not a curated record. Gene Ontology annotation, molecular function: oxidoreductase activity, acting on paired donors, with incorporation or reduction of molecular oxygen; heme binding; monooxygenase activity. Lineage: Eukaryota; Metazoa; Chordata; Leptocardii; Amphioxiformes; Branchiostomatidae.
AAUACUUAUUUGACUGGCCCACUAACCAUGUUGACCUUUGUAACUCUAACCCUUGGCGCAUUGAACCAUCGAGGUCAGCAUUGUGUGUUGUAAGAAGACGAUGUACGAUGUCGUCUGACAACGCUUCCAACACCCUGGGUUUCCUCAGCCGACAUGUGUUCACCACGGCCCUGUGGUGCGCUGCGGCUCUCUGCGUGGUUGUGCUGCUGAAGGGUACGGUGGCUGUGGUGCGGUCUCUGCGGAACCUGUGGGCCCUGGAGAAGGUUUUCCCCGUCCCGCCGAGAGCACACUGGCUGCUGGGGCACAUGGUGUUUCUAAGUCAAGGUGAUCGUCACAUCCAUGAGAUAACGUCGGAAUGGUUCCGACAAUAUCAGCGUGGGUACAUCUUUAGACACGGUGCAGCGAUGGGGCGACUGGUAGUAACCCAUCCAGACGACGUGCGAGCGGUACUGAUGCGGACAGACCAUAAGCUCGAAAUCUUCUACGGCAUGUUGAGACCAUGGCUUGGUGAUGGUCUCCUUCUAAGUAGCGGGCCCAAGUGGUUCCGGAACCGCCGCCUCCUCACACCGGGCUUCCACUUCGAGAUCCUCAAGCCGUACGUUAGGCUCUUCUCGGAGAGCACAAACGUCAUGCUGGAUAACUGGAAAGAUCUGAAGCCUGGGUCAUCCAUUGACGUGUUUCACUACCUGAGUCUGAUGACGUUGGACAGCAUGCUGAAGUGUACACUCAGUCAAAACACCAACUGCCAGACCAGGAAUACCAACGACUACCUCUCAUCCAUCCACGAACUAGCUGAGCUGGCAAUACAGAGAGCGAGGUCCAUUGUUUAUCUUCUGAGCGACUUCGUGUAUGGCCUCUCGCCUAGUGGAAGAAGGCAUAAGGCCGCCUGCAGCACUGUUCACAAGUACUCGGAAGAAAUCAUUCGCCAGCGUAAAAACGCUCUGAAGAAACAGUCUGAUGGAGACAGGGCCAAGAAGUAUCUGGACUUUCUUGACAUUCUGUUGAGGGCAAAGGAUGAAGAUGGAAACGGCCUGACUGAUGCUGAGAUCCGUGACGAGGUGGACACCUUCAUGUUCGAGGGACACGACACCACAGCCAGCGGGCUGGCCUGGACCCUGUACUGUCUGGCUCGUCAUCCGGGACAUCAGGAGAAGUGCAGGAAGGAGGCACAGGAAGUACUACAGGGGAGAACGGAAGUGACGUGGGAAGACCUACCGUCGAUGAAAUACAUCACGUUGUGUGUGAAGGAGAGCCUGAGGCUGUACCCUGCGGUUCCGGAGAUAUUACGAACCGUGGAAACACCUCUUACCUUCAGCGAUGGGAGGACCGUACCCGAAGGAUCACAAGUGUAUAUCAAUCUACGUCUUCUUCACCGUAACCCACAUAUCUGGGAAAAGCCGGAGGAGUACGAUCCUCUGCGGUUUUCACCUGAGAACUCCAAGGGCAGACAUGCAUAUGCCUUUGUUCCCUUCUCAGCAGGCCCAAGGAACUGUAUCGGACAGCACUUCGCCAUGAACGAGUUGAAGACAGCUGUUGCGCUCAUCCUGCAGCGGUUCAGUCUAACUCCUGACGACACCCUACCGGAGCCCGUUGUUCUAGACAGGAUGGUCCUUCGAGCCGAUAGUCCAGGUCUCUACCUCAAGAUCACACCUAUUGAGAUGGAAUAAGUGCCUGGUGGUCUGCGGUUGUAGUAGUCUGUCAUCAGAUACUGAAGUCAAUCACAAACAACAGUUCGGAGACCUCAUACCUCCACAUGAAAUAUCAAGAGCAUUUGGAUUUUUUUUGCUUCACCUCGUCUCAUUCAUUAUGCACAAAACUGUAGCUAGCACAUUACUCUAUGUUGGUACUCCAUAGUGCGAAAGUCCUUUUCUCUGGCAGAAUUCCACAUUUACAUUUCAUCAUAGAUCGUGCAAUGUCACUUUUGAUUGAAUUACACGCCUCACAAGAAUGGAAUUAUAUACUAGUAAGGAUUUAUGGCGCUUUUGUAUUGAUUAGG